Etheostoma spectabile (orangethroat darter) is the source of this 4922-nucleotide messenger RNA. RefSeq names its product WD repeat domain 97 (gene wdr97). NCBI's taxonomy places the organism in Eukaryota, Metazoa, Chordata, Actinopteri, Perciformes, Percidae. Gene Ontology annotation, molecular function: protein binding. The record is from RefSeq and is a predicted model, not a curated record. The transcript has 21 exons. Bases 289 to 4125 code for a protein of 1278 amino acids.
CUUUGUUUUUAGCUAAAUAAUUGUGUAAUCUACUGCUAUAUUUGAGCUACUUUAGCUACUAGUGUUAAGUAGCUGUGAGCACAUUUUAGGCUGAUACCUAACGCUAUAAAUCUUCAACUUUAUAGAUGACUCAAAAACAAACUGAUUAAGUUAGCUAGUCUUUAGAUAGCUAGAGGGGUAGCGGAAGUGCCCUAGUAAAUCAUAGCCAACAGCAAAAAAGAAUUGUAGAAAAAAGUGCAGAAGGUCAGUGGAUGCAGCAGGGUCAGUCCUGUGUUGAAAGUGGUGGAGAUGGUGGUGCCAGUAGAGGAGAUGAGAACAACAGUACUCGUCCCCAAUCCCACCCUGAGGCUAUUGUCUAAAGAGAAUGGGGCAUCAAAUGGAAGGACGCAUGGAGAGCCGAAUUUAUUCAAGCAGGACGUGAAGCAAGCUACUGGCAAGGUAAAACACUCUGAAAGCAAGCAGCAUGUGUUUACUCAUGGUCUUCAUCACCUACAGCAUUUCUCCUGUGACAGCCCUGUGCGUUUUAUGAUGUAUUCUGAAGCUGCUGCAGCAUUCAUUAGCCUCCAUUCAGACAACACAGUUGGCCUUUACAUAGCUGAUGGCAACAAGCAGACUUCCUUAGCACAACUCCCUUUCAUGGGCCUGACCGCCACAAAGAUCCCAGGCGCUCUGGUGGGUUGGGGCCCAGGGCCUGUCUUCACACUUCUGGAUAGUGAGUUACGCUCCAUGGAUGCUGCCCACAAUGCCCUGGACAUACGUGUGUGUCAGGCUGCAGAGCACUCCACAGAAUUGGUGACUGCAGGUGAGGGGAACGUGUGUGUGUGGUCCGUGAGGCUCAUGUGGUGUAAGGUAAAGAUACAGGAGGGGCUGCAGCACAAAACUUUCACUCAAAUGGCGUUGGCUCCCCCACGAUCUGACAGGCCCCACAGAGCCUUUGUUGGGUGUGGUCAGGUCGUGACGUUGGUCGACCUCGAUGCCGGGAAGGUUUUGGAGCACAAGAAGGAUCUCUGCUCACGAGAUAUCACUGCAAUGGUGUACUGCUCUCAACUGGACUGUUUGAUCACUGCAUCUCAAGAGCUCUCCAUUAGAAUAUGGGGUCCAGAUUGGGAACUUCGUGUGGCUUUUGUAGGACAUAAUGGUAUGGUGAACUCUCUGUACUACUGCUCUGCAUUAGGCAUGCUGUUAUCAGCCUCUGUAGAUUGUACGAUUCGUUGCUGGAACUUGGAAAAAGGUGAUGUGGUCGAGUGUGUCCACACAGAGCAGACAAACCCUGCGUUGUGCAUAGGUGGCACUAAAAAGGGAGAUACUUUCUUCUCCUUCUCUCACCAGGGAGUGGAUGUCUGGACCUUCAGAACCUUGUACACCCUUCACUGUAAACUCAAAGAGGAUGAAGGAGCCCCACUGAGACAAAUCCUAGCCUCCCCCUUUCCUGCUCCUUACCCUACACGAGUCCUCUGUUUGAGUGGUUACAGUGAUAUCAUGCUUGUGGCUGCAGAAACAGGAGCAGUUUUGACUUCAUUCAAGGCAGAGCAGAGGAUUUUGUGUGCUGACUACUGCCUGCAAAAAGAGAUUCUGUUGGCUCUGACUGACACAGGCACGGUGCUCCAAGCCAACACACUCACUAAUCCAAUCACUUUGAUGAAAGAGUGGAAGAGGAGUGGUCAGGGGCCCUGGAACAGUACGGACCAUGUGCGUGAGUAUGACACCCAGAAUCUGCCCAUCCCUGGCCCGGCUUUCUGCCUGAGUCUCUACAGUUAUGUGGUUGAAACACAGGGAGCUCUAGAGGAGUGGAGGAGUUUGCAGGAGAGAAGAGGAUGCAGUCACAGGAAUGAGGCCGCUCUCAAUGAUGCCAAGAACAGGUUUUUAAUCAUUCUCGGCCAAAGUGGAGGCUGUGUGAGUGUUCUGAAAAUUGAUAAUGGGAAGGUCUUGCAAAGGAUGCCAGCACACAAUGGCCAGAGAGUCACCGCAUUGCAGGUGUAUCCUGAGAACGGUUACCUCCUCUCCACAGGUGAGGACAUGACAGUGGUGGUGUGGAAAGUUUACCCCUACAUCCAGGAGUGUCUCACCCAACUGCUGAGCCUGCACGGUGGCCAGUCUCCAGUCUACCUGGCAGCACUAGGGCCCAAGCUGGCACUGACCUUUCAAGAGCCCAACAGUGGCACCUACAACCUGAGGCACUUUAACCUACUCAACCAGAGUGAGACAUCCCCACCCAAGGAGGGACAUUCAGACCCCUUCACAGGAUUAUGUGUGUGUCCUGAUCUAGAGGUGUUUGUCUCCAGCAGUCUAGAUGGGUUAGUGUGCAUCUGGAAUGAGGAGAAUCAACUCAUCAGCACGCUGGACCUGAAUGCAGUGCCUGAGUGUCUGGCUUACAGUGGGUUUGGAGUGGAACUGUUCCUUGGCAUCGGAGGAGAUCUGUACAGGAUGAAUUGCGCAAAGUUCCUGCCACACAACUUUCAGAAAAUGCUCCUUUACACUUAUCGUGCUGAGCCCCUUCCUGACAUGCCUAUCAUCGAGAAUCAAAAACAUUCCUGCAAAAUAAAGAAUGCAAGCCCCGGCAGAGAUGAGGAAAAGGAAUUGCUAGCCAUCACCAGCAGACAGAAGCAGUAUGUAAGCUCAGUGACCUUGGACAUGGACAUGGACAUGGACCUUGCUGCACUCCUACAAGGCUCAGUAAAAUGCCAAAAAGGGAAACCGCCCAGUACAAAGGAAACCAAGAAAGAGGCUUUUGAUAAUUACAUGAAGAUAAUAUAUGGGUUGCCCCUGAAUAUUAAGGUUGAUUUGGGCGACACCUUUGACCCAGAUGAACUUGAGAUACCAUAUGACGACAAGCCCUGGAUCCUUCCUACCUUACAGAAGAAAGUCCACCAUGAUGCUAAAUUAAAGGUCCCUGUGAAUGUGGAGAAAGAGAAGGAGGAAAUGGCUCCAACAAAGGGAUCUAAACCACAGACAGCGAUAAAAGUCAAGCCAGGGCCUGUUGACAAAGUCUUAACCAAGAAACCUGUCAUAGUGGAGAAGUAUGAAGAGCCUCCAGAGAUACUUUCUCCAAUAGAGCAACCCAAACCACCUCCUCCCCGUCCAAAGACCACAACACCACGCAUACAACCACUUCCACCCCCACCCCCACCGCCACCACGGGAACCCAGCCCUGAGGUGCCAAUGUUUCUCCAGCAGUUUGUAAAUGCAGGCUGGUUUAAAGACCUGUAUCGUGAUCACAAGUGCAUCCCAAGCACCCUGUCUCCAGAAGACUUCUCUUUGCAGCUGCUGGGCCGUCUAAACAACUGCAGCGCUACGUCUAAGAGAGAAAUCCUUGCUGCACUGCAGGAACUGCGCAGCCAGGGACUCUUACAGAAUACAGACGAGUUUUACCAAGGCCUCACUGACCUGGUGCCUGGGUUUGUGAGACCUCACAUGUCACCUGCGCAACGGGUCAUGCUUGUUGAAACAUUGACUCUACUGGUGCGUCUUAGGUCUGCCAGCCAUGAGCUUGUGAAAAAGCUUCUCACACUUCUGGCUUUUAAAAAAUUGGGUCUCCGAGAAACACUGCUGCGCAUGCUGACUUCUUUAGCUGUAAACGAGGCCGAGCAGUGGUUGUUGCCAGAGCUGGAGAGCUGGGACUCGGAGCUGCAGGACCCGCGGGACAUCUGGAAGAGCCUCCAUGACAAAGCAGACUCUUGGCUGGAGUUAUGGAUCUCCAAAUACAAAGAACAUAAUAGGUUACUGUACCUUAAGAAUACAGCAAAGUGGAAGCCGUCAACCUUCAGCAUGGUGGAUGUGCUGAAUUAUUUCUGCUGUGUCCAAAAAGAGGAGUACAAAAAGGCCCGAUAUGUUGCACCUGCUGGUCCCAAAAGGACAGUUCUUCUUCCCCUAUCUGACUGUAGUUCUAAACCAAUCCUUCGUCUAGGAGAGACUUACAGCAUGGCCAGGGUACGGCGUCCACCAGGUUUAAUGCUUCCACCCUUGAGAAACCGCCCAUCCCUCAUGCACUUUCCCAAUUUCAUCUCUUUGCCAAUAUCGCGGGUCACUCUUCGCCCCUUUCACAUCUACUCGGACAAGGACUGGGUAAAGGCCUCGCCUCGCCGCUACUUCAUUCCAGAGCAGUCAUAUGUAGAGUACUACAGAUGAUGCCCUUUAGCCUGUAUCACUCCCAUUAACACCGGAUGAGCCAUAACAAACAUUAGUUUGAAAUAUGUUCAUUAUUGACAGUUAAAUGACUCUUAAAACUUUUCUUCAAAGCUUUUUGACUGAUUUAUUUUGUGACAGUAUGUAAAGACAUGUGGUAUGAGGGUGAUUUGGUACACGCAUUUCCUGUGAUGAUUUGAUAUAUACAGUAAUUUGGACAAAUACAUUAAAGCAUAGUCCUUGACAUUUUAAAACAUAUUCAAGAAAUACAGUGACAAUUAUGUCAAUUAGGAAAAGACAAAGUACAUUACUCAAAUUGGUAAUGUAUGUAUUUGAAAUAUUUUGCAGUUACAUUCAUUUUCCUGUUUAAGGAACAAUUAUGCAAAUAUACAAAAUACUUGGCAACCACAUUGCAAACCACUGUCAAACUUAGUACUACUUAGUAGUAUGUACAUGUAAUAAGUGAUUAGAUACUGAAUAUGAAUGAGUGCCUUGCAGAAAAGAGCACUGCUUCAAACAGAAGGAUAUUAGUUGUAUUCUAACUGUCCUGUUCAUCAGAUUAUAAAGCACAAAGUCAUUUUUGGUACAAAACCAGCAUAUGCAACAAUUGAACAUUACACAACAUUCAACAAGUGAACUUAUUAAAGUCACUUGCACCAUUAUAUUGAAGCAUGGCUUAUCACUGUCCUCCCAAAGGAUUAGAGAUUAUCGUAUCUCCAUGUGUCCUUUUGUCUGGCAAACAAAUAUAAAAAAUUGAACAUUCCUUCCUGGAAGGAAAUACUAUCUCCCAACCAUAAAAA